AUUCUGAGUUAAACUCAGGACUUCCAGAAGACAGCUACUCUUCAGGGAGUGAAGCCCUGGAUGGUGAUGAUGAAGAUGAAACGGCAGGCCUUGGCGAUGGGGUUGAAGAGGCAACAAGCUCCAAAGCUGGCCCAAGUGCAGGCUGGGCAGAUGCCAUGGCAAAAGUGCUCAACAAAAAGAUUCCACAAAAUAAGUCUACCAUCUUGGCCAAGAAUAAAAGACUGGAGAAGGAGAAAGAAAAGGAAAAACAAGAAAGGCUGGAGAAGAGGAUGAAGCUCGAUAAAAAGCGGGAGUGGGAAAUGAUGUGCCGAGUGAAGCCAGAUGUUGUCAAAGACAGAGACAGAGAAAGAAAUCUUCAGAGAAUUGCCACAAGAGGUGUUGUGCAAUUAUUUAAUGCUGUCAGGAUGCACCAAAAAAACGUUGAUGAGAAGGUGAAGAAAGCUGGGAGCUCUGACAGGCAGCGUGCUAAACUGCUGUCGUCUGUUUCAAAGAAAGAUUUCAUCAAUGUUUUGAGAAACAUGGAAGAUACUAAAGGAGGCAAGAAUUCUUCUGGAAAGGCCACAAAAAGUAAACAGAGUGAAGUGAAGUCUGAAGAGGGGCCAGAAUGGAAUAUACUGCGUGAUGACUUCAUGAUGGGAGCAUCUAUGAAAGACUGGGACAAGGAAAGUGAUGGAGAGGGCAGUGCUGAACAAGGAGGUGGUCUGAAACAAGAAGAUGAGAGUGACUGAAGGAAACUGAAAACCAUUCAAGAUAAUGUUUUAUCUUCGUAACUUUGUUUGGAUAAAAAGUCAACAUUCUGUGAAUGUACAACACUUGGAGGAUAUCUCUAUUUUAGAAAAAAAAAAAAAAAGACUUGUACAACUUUGGAGUGUUUUCUCCUCCAUGUCAAACUUUUAUUUAAUAUUAGCUUCGUUUGCUAUACUGAAAUCCUGAAAUAUUUUCCAAAACAUGUAUAAUUUUCAGCAUAUUUCCAAAACAUUUUGUACAGUCAAAAUAGUGGCACCUGCCCAAUGAAAGAGAGAUUUUGCCAAGGUCAUUAAAAGUUUAUACAUUAGUCAUGGCAAUUGAUGUAUUAGUGUGCCUGCAUUUCCAAAUCAGUGUUGCACUUUGAAAAGUUGUUAGUAAUUCGCAAUAGAAAUGGCUUACAAUAAACACAGAAAUGCCAUCACCUUGUAAAGUUAUUGGACUCCUAUAGAGCCUUUCUACUUUGGCCAGAAAAGGUUUUGUAGAUAAUAAAGAA
Molecule: messenger RNA, 1240 nt
Organism: Tauraco erythrolophus (red-crested turaco)
Lineage: Eukaryota; Metazoa; Chordata; Aves; Musophagiformes; Musophagidae
Source: RefSeq, a predicted model, not a curated record